Molecule: messenger RNA, 2794 nt
Organism: Coturnix japonica (Japanese quail)
Lineage: Eukaryota; Metazoa; Chordata; Aves; Galliformes; Phasianidae
Gene: SDC4
Product: syndecan 4
Biological process (GO): cell migration
Cellular component (GO): cell surface; membrane
Source: RefSeq, a predicted model, not a curated record
GAAGUAAAAUGGUCGUAUCCAGUAUCUAGAAAGCCACCUCUGGAGUCAGCAGUUCCCACCUGCACUGCUCUCCAAACAAGAGCAAGGAAUAACCUGACCUCAGCAGAUACACUCAUCAGGCAAUGGGCUUCCAGGAGAUGUUUUGGGAGAGGCUGGAGACUAUGUUGAAUUCUGUUAAAGUUCAGUGUUAUGAAAGGACACGCUCAGGACACCAGAACCGUUAGCAUGACAGAAGUGCUGACUUACCAGGUGAGAGAAACAGAGACCAUGGAUGCCCAAUGGCUUGGCUACCCUGGCUCCGGAGACCUGCCAGAUGAUGAAGACAUCGGUGACUUCACCACUCACUUGACUUCUGAUGAGUUUGAUAUAGAUGAAAUAUCUGGCUCUGGAGACUACUUCGAUUCUGAUGAUACCAUGUUCCUGACCACUGUGGAUACUCCUGUGAUAUCUGACAACUAUAUCCCUGGAGAUACAGAGAGAAAGAUAGAAGGUGAGAAGAAAAACACCAUGCUGGACAAUGAAAUCAUUCCAGACAAAGAUUCACCUGUUGAAGCGAACCUGUCCAACAAGAUCUCCAUGGCAAGCACAGCCAACAGCAGCAUCUUUGAAAGAACAGAAGUUCUUACAGCUCUCAUUGCAGGAGGAGCUGUUGGUCUCCUGUUUGCUGUCUUCCUGAUCCUCCUCUUAGUCUAUCGCAUGAAGAAAAAGGAUGAAGGCAGCUACGACCUUGGGAAGAAACCAAUCUACAAGAAAGCCCCUACAAAUGAGUUCUAUGCUUAAAGCUCAGUGGCAUUCUGUGCCCCUCAAGGGACAAAUGGACCGUAUGGAAACACUGUGCCCUCCAAUGAGAUGUGCUGAACAAACGCUCUUUUUGGAUUGAAUUUCAAAGUGACUUUGGGGGGUGGGGGGGGAGGAACCAAACUUUCUACACAACCCAUCCUGCUCAGCUAACAAGGGCCCAAUGAAAUACAAAGAGUCUUGGGGGGUAGGGGGAAGCCUCAGUGUACUUUUUAUUUUUCUAAAGCCUAGUGUAAAAACAAUAAAAAUGCCAAACUUUCUGCUUGUUUUUAUAGAGGGUAUGUAAACACCAAACAGACUGUAUGGAAGCAAACACCAUGUGUUUGCAGCCAGCGUGCUGCGCUCAGAUUGGCUGCUUCUAUGGGAGAUGUCUGUUAGCGAGGUUCAUAAGCAAAGCCAUCUUGCAGCAGGCUGUUGGUGUGAAGUGUUUUCCUGAAGAACUAUUUAUGUAUCUCUUACACUACCGACCACGUGGCCUUACUGGGGAGCAGGGGGCCCAUAGGGCUCAAAUCCCCCUGAUGCCAUAAAGGGCAGAUGGGAAUGUCUUCCCCAGGAGAUUGUGUCUCUUCCUGUCUGCUCCAGGCAGGGGUUGUUAGUGGUGCAAUCAGGACAGCCCCUUUCUCUUGGCUGUGUGACACCCUUUCCUUGCCUUUGCUCUUUUUAGGAUUGCCUGUAGGGUUUUUAUAACGAGGUUUUUGAAGAGGACAGGCUGAUGUUUAUAUCAAAGUUUUGUAGAAAUUGUUUUGAAAUAAGAAUAAUAAUAAUAAAAACAAAAUCUACUUUUUUAAUUUCCUCAGAUUUAUUUUUUCAGUCCCGUUGUGUUUCCUUUGGGCUUUAUCUCUGGAGAUGUUUAUGAAUCAUAUUCAGACCCACAGCAGUUACCUGCUGUGUGUUACAGGUUUCUUCUGCUUCUAUAGCAGCUACUGUAGAGGGUAAAGAUAUUUAUGGUUUUCCUGUAAUGUAGCUUUGUGUUUUUUUUUUACUAUUAUUAUUUUUUUAAAUAGAAUUAUUUAUAGUUUCUGGAAUGGCUGCUCUUUGCAUCUGGUGACUUUUAUCCUUAUGUGAAACACUAAUAUAAUGAGUCUCUGUGGAAACUAUUUAAGCUUUAUUCUGUGAAUUUUAAUUAUAAAUUCAAGGCAAUAACUUUUGGAAUUAAUCUGUAUGCAAAAUUGGAUUCGUUAUAUGAUUGAAGUAGGGGAAGGUUUAGUAUUUCUAGCCUGUAAUAUAUUAUAAUCAGUCCUAUAGAGCUCUAUAUUAUAUUUUUACUGAGAAAUAAUACAGCUAAGAGUGUGAAGGCUGGAGGUAACCCUUCAGCAGCCUCACUGUCUGUGAGGCUUGGUCUGUUUUGUACUGCUGUUUGGCCAGCAUCUUGCCUGGAAUGCCGGUGGGCUUUGGGUCUGCCUGGGUGGCAGCUCCCAGCUGUGGCUCUUGUGUUGCAUAGUGUACGUAGCUCCUACCUCUCAGACCCAUUCCCAGUGCUCCAAGAGCAGAGGGUGCAGUGCGUGUCCUGUGUCUGUGCUUUGGGAUGGUGUUGCAGGCUUGUAGCUGUUCGGUGUGGUUUGAGGCCCAACCUGGGUAGGCAGCAUGAAGCUGGUGUGAUCUAAACAGCCCCUUCAAGCCUCCUGAGCAGGACUUUGGGGCUUGUGGCUGGAUGCUUAGAGGCAACAGCACAAAGAAAUGGGGCUUGUGCUGGUGGAAGCUGCUCCUUGGUGCUAUACUGGAGCAGCGGGCAGCGAUGUGAGUGUGGGAGGGCUUUCCCAAGGGUUGUCCUUCUGCAGGUGUGUUAGUGGAAGCUGCAGGCUCUGGGGUGCUCUAGAAACCAUGUGGAGCUGGAUGUUCACUGCCUAUGGACAGCACUGCCAGGAAGGCAGAAACAGUGUCUGCUUCUCUGGGUGUUUUGAUUCUCUGGUGUAACUGCUCUCGGGGAUUUUCCACUGUUACUGACUUCUAUUUUUUUUUUAUUUUUUUCCCACAAAUAAACUGGUACUUUCUAAAA